Messenger RNA from Mucor mucedo, 471 nucleotides. RefSeq names its product cytochrome b5-like heme/steroid binding domain-containing protein. The record is from RefSeq and is a predicted model, not a curated record. Gene Ontology annotation, cellular component: endomembrane system; membrane. Lineage: Eukaryota; Fungi; Mucoromycota; Mucoromycetes; Mucorales; Mucoraceae. Bases 1 to 471 code for a protein of 156 amino acids. The transcript has 4 exons.
AUGCCUUCUCAUCUCUAUUUUUUUUUUCUUCUAGAUAAUCCCAUCAACUGGGCAUUGGCAGCUAUUCUAGUCUACAUCUUGCGCUACUUUACUUUGUCUAAUAAACCUCAAGUCAUCAAGGCACAACAUCCUAAUGUGAUUGUCUUUAAAAACUAUACGCCAGUUGAACUGUUGCCUUACAAUGGUACCGAAGACAGUCGCAUUCUGAUGGGCGUAAACGGCUCAGUGUACGAUGUUACUCAAGGUCGCAGUUUCUACGGGCCAGGAAGCCCAUAUGCGAAUUUUGCUGGCCAUGAUGCAUCGCGUGGACUUGCCAAAAACUCAUUUGAUCCAGAAAUGAUGGUUGACCCUUAUGGACCAAUAGAUAAGCUUGAGGAUUUAGAGGCAGAUGAUUGGGAGUCUUUAAGAGAAUGGGAAAAUCUAUUUAAAGGAAAAUAUUUACUUGUGGGUAAACUGAUUGAAAAUAAAUAA